This is a messenger RNA of Esox lucius (northern pike), 2017 nucleotides long. Its product is annotated as T-cell surface antigen CD2-like. Bases 441 to 1577 code for a protein of 378 amino acids. The transcript is spliced from 5 exons. The record is from RefSeq and is a predicted model, not a curated record. Lineage: Eukaryota; Metazoa; Chordata; Actinopteri; Esociformes; Esocidae.
GGUCCCCAAAUAACAUUUUGCUUAGGGCCCCCAAAAGGAUAGAGCCGGCACUGCACAGCUCACAGUGUGGCGUCGGACCAGGGGGAAAAGGGGCACUAAGUAUAUAGGGCCCUAACAUGUAGAGGGGCCCUGAGAAAUGUUUGAAUCUUGAAUAAAGAGGGCCCAGAAUUUUGUAUUAUACCCCAGAGCACAGCUCACAAAGUUGACCUAGAAAAGUAAGCAACAUACUGGAAGUAACGUUACAACUCAUCCCUGCAUUAGAUUGAUCAUGUGAUGGUGAAUAUUGAAUGUGAAAGUGUUUUUUUAUAACAUCUAUAAAAAAAGAAUGAGUGCAAUAAAGUGCAUGCCCAUUUUUAUACCAGAAUGAUAACUGAUGAUGAUUCGUCAUAAAAUAAAUAACAUUAAAAAAACGAUUCGACAAAUAUCUUGUCAUCCUAUUUAUGGUUUCAACAAUUAACACUAGUGGUAAAGAAAACGGAAGCCAGAAGACAACUAUGACAAACUUAUACGCGCAAACAAUUAUAGUAAUACCAGGAUCAAACACACCCACCCACCCACACAAUGUCCCCUAUGAGACAGUUGUUCCCAGCCACUCAGUCAGCCUGCAGCAGGUGCAGACUUCUACCAGUCACUCCUUCAGAAUGGCCUUGGUGAUACUUCUAUCUCUCAUCCUCCUCACACUGGGGUUUUCAGGAGCCGAUGGGAAGUGUGUCUACGCUGCUGUGGGGACCACCAAAGUCAUUAACCUUGAAUACAUGGAGGUUCUUGACGAGGCAUUACACAUACGCUGGACCCAUGACAACCAGAUUGUUUACAACAGCAAGAAGAGCGCUGAGCGGAACCGCCCAAUCACAUCCAAUGGUUCACUGAUACUGGAGAAUCUGCAACUGGAUAGCAGAGGAAUCUACAAAGCCACCGUCUUCAACGCCUUGGGAGAACUCAUAAUGUCUACAGAAACUGACCUGUGUGUGCUCUUGCCUGUGUCUAAACCCCGCCUGACACACAACUGUAAUGGCACGUGGGUAAUUCUGGAGUGCGAUGUGGGAAACACCAAGGACGUGAGGGUCACGUGGAGUGUCAACGGGGACACAAAGCCUGGGCUCACAAACACAAUCCUGAACGUAACCAAGGCAGCCCUCAAACCUGAAGACAGCUACGCUUGUACGGCGAGAAAUCAAGCUAGCCAGGAGAAGAGCGAUGACGUUAACCCUAAAUGCCCAGGACCCGGGAUUCAAAUGGAGCUGUGGCUGAUGGUGGCGAUUCUGGCGGGUGGAGGUGGUCUGCUACUUAUCCUCAUCGUCAUCUUGGUGAUUGUCUGCAGGAGAUGCAGGCAACGAAAGAGACGGCUAGCUGAUGAGGACGAGAUGAGACUGACCCCCCUCACUCAGCCAACACGCCAAGGCUCCCUACACCACCACCAUGAAAAGACCAAAACCCGGCCCAAGAACAGAGCUCCGCCUCGGGCAACACCAAACUCCAGACCCCAGGCUCAACCCAGGCCUCAUCAGCCAGCACCAGACAAUGCUGAGCCCAUCCCAAUGCCCAGAAGGACAGGACCCAGGAGACACAAAAGCUAGACACGUGUGUUCCUGUGAAUUAUCGUCAACCACAACAACCCUUCUAGAAUAGCUUUCAUACCCUGUAAAUUAAAGUGCUUGUUGCUCCAAUUUGUUGCCUUGGGUAAUGUGGUCCCUACAGAUUCUUGUGAGUCUGCUCAUUGUGUAUCUUAUACACAUGUUCUGUGGUCUCUGGCAGUUCUGGGGUCUUCCUGUGCAAACCGAAUGUUCGGUAACUGCCUGUCAGAAUCAACAUCCUGCCUCUCUGCUGCACUCAAGGGAUUGAAUUGCCCCCAUUGGGUUAAAGAUCUUUACAACACCUGCAAUAUGAAUAAAUGUCAUGCUCUGCAAUAAUGCACUUUAAAUGUGGAGAAGAGACCACAAUGGGCUUUAACAGUGUGGUAAGAUUAUUGUCUGUCUGUGUGUGUGUGCGUGUGUAUGCAUGGGUGUGUGUGUGUGUG